Brassica rapa (field mustard) is the source of this 1564-nucleotide messenger RNA. RefSeq lists its product as uncharacterized. The record is from RefSeq and is a predicted model, not a curated record. Lineage: Eukaryota; Viridiplantae; Streptophyta; Magnoliopsida; Brassicales; Brassicaceae.
UGACAUAUUGUGGCAAAGCAAAAGUUGAUUCAAAGGGUAUAAUGGUCAGUUUUUCAGAAUGGGUCCAAAUGAGACAAGUACGUGGCAUCCAGUCAACAUAUAUUAUAUACAUAUACACAUACACUCAUUGUACACAUUACACCAAACCACCAUAGUUUUCUUCUCAUACUGUUUAAACUCUUUCUUUCAUCAACCCAGCUUUUAUUUUUGCUGCCUCUCUCUCUCUAGACCCAUCUCUUUCUAUUAAUUAUCUCUCAACAAAAUUUUCUCUACAUGUACCCAUUCAAGACCUCUAUGUGCUUUUUAAAUUCAAAUCUCUACCAAUCAUCAAACCCACCUCACAAAGACCAUAAUAAACCUUAAUCAAUAAAUAAAGGAAGAACAUUUUCUUUUCUUGUAUACUAGUCAGCAUUUGAAUGCCCUUCUGCAACUUCCAAAAGGGGCACCACACACACCAUAGACAAAAAGUGAAAAAGAAAGAAAAAUAAAUGUUAUGAAUUCUUUUUCUUCCUAUUUUCUUUCUUUCUCCAUUUUCUUGAUCACUAGUCGUCCUAGUUUUCUGCUGUUCUGUCUCAAUAGACCUUCUCACCCAAAAAGAAAAAAAAGAAAAGAAAAAAAUCAAAACUUUUAAUUUCUCAAUUGGUAAUGGGCACCCAGACAAUAAUGUGGUGUGGUGGCUUCUUCUUUGUGGUUUCUUUUAAGUCUUUGGUCAAUGAUCAGAUCCGAUGAAGGAGAUUACUGACUUUGUCGAUCCCAGGAUCAUGUUCAAGCAUCAAUCCCUUUUGCAGGAUUAUCACGAGUUGAGAAAGGAAACAGAGUAUAAGAUGAGGAAACUGGAGAUGAUGAAGCAAAAACGAUCGGCCCUUGAUGCACAAGUUAGGUUCUUGAGACGCAGAUACAAACACUUGAAGCAAGACCAAACUCUUGAAACAUCUCCCAACAUGCUGAGGUUGUCCGAAUCUGGAGGAGAUGUGAAGGUAACAACAAGUGGCAAAAGAAAGAAGCACUCUGGUCCAUGUUUUGAUUUGAAGCGCAAGGAUACAGUUUGCAAUGACAGUGCAAGGAGCAGAGGAAACGAGGUUUUAACUCCACUUCCUGAUCUUAACGACAACACUCUGGUGGUCAGCAGCAAAGUCUCAGGCUUUGACCUAAACCUGGUCUCGAGAGAAGAAGAAGAGGAGCCGGAAGGGAAUGGUGAAGCGACAAAGAAGGCAAUGAUUGGUAAUGGAAUCGAUUGCGAGUUGAAGUUACCUAUUUGCAGAGACGUGGAGAAAGAGAUUAGUAGAGCAGUGAAGAGGAAGGUGUCAUGGCAAGAUCCAGUGGCUCUAAGGGUUUGAGAUUUUUCAAGUAUAUGAAGUAGGAUUGAGAUUUUAUGAUUUAGCCCAAUAUUGACAUUAUGCUUUAUAUAUGUAUACAAGUAUAGAUGAUUAGUUAUCAAGUCAUAACUAUUCACAUGUUCCAACUCUUGUCUUAGUGACAAUCAGAACUGGUGACAAUUGGUGAUUACAUAAUCUCGUGUGUUGUGUUGUAUGUUCUGUCUUUACUCAUUCUCUUCAUAACUUCA